Molecule: messenger RNA, 1522 nt
Organism: Mobula hypostoma (lesser devil ray)
Lineage: Eukaryota; Metazoa; Chordata; Chondrichthyes; Myliobatiformes; Myliobatidae
Product: sphingolipid delta(4)-desaturase DES1-like
Exons: 3
Coding region: 93-1061 (322 amino acids)
Biological process (GO): ceramide biosynthetic process
Cellular component (GO): membrane
Molecular function (GO): sphingolipid delta-4 desaturase activity
Source: RefSeq, a predicted model, not a curated record
GGGCGGGGCGGCGCGCCCUGGCUGUUAACGGUCAGCGCCGAGGAAGGCGAGGAGCGGAGCGGGACGGAGGCGCGCUCCAGCGGUCGGCAGCCAUGGGCAACCGGGUGGCGCGCGAGGACUUCGAGUGGGUCUACACCGACCAGCCGCACACGGCGCGCCGGCUGGAGAUCCUCGCCAAAUAUCCUGAGAUCAAGUUGUUGAUGGGCCCAGAUCACAACCUAAAGUGGAUCAUCAUCCUGAUGGUAGCAGUGCAGGUUGUGGCCUUCUACCUUGUGAAGGACUUGGAAUGGAAGUGGGUGUUAUUCUGGGCGUAUGUGUUUGGUGGGUGUAUAAACCAUUCCAUCACACUGGGCAUCCAUGAAAUCUCUCACAAUGCUGCAUUUGGGCACAAGUAUGCACUGUUCAACCGCUUUUUUGGCAUGUUUGCUAAUCUUCCUGUUGGUCUGCCAUACUCGGUCUCCUUCAAGAGGUACCACAUGGAUCAUCAUCGCUACAUGGGUGGAGAUGGUAUUGACGUUGACAUUCCCACAGAUUUUGAGGGCUGGUUUUUCUGCACCAGACUAAGGAAGUUUUUCUGGGUCAUCCUGCAGCCUCUGUUUUAUGCCACGCGCCCACUCUGCAUCAACCCCAAACCCAUCACUCACUUAGAGAUCGCUAAUCUGGUUGUUCAGUUAACCUUCAACCUGCUGAUAUGUAAUCUGUGGGGAGCAAAACCAGUUGUCUACAUGUUGGCAGGAUCUCUGCUGGGAAUGGGCCUUCAUCCAAUCUCUGGACACUUCAUUGCUGAGCACUACAUGUUUCUGAAGGGGCAUGAAACCUACUCUUACUACGGCCCCCUCAAUCUAAUCACCUUCAAUGUUGGCUAUCACAAUGAACAUCAUGACUUUCCCAGUGUUCCAGGCUGCAGACUUCCUCAGGUGAAGAAGAUAGCAGCUGAUUACUAUGACAACCUGCCCCAGUAUUCUUCCUGGGUGAAAGUGCUCUAUGACUUCAUCAUGGAUGAUACGAUCAGCCCUUACUCAAGAAUCAAGAGAACAGUGAAAGAUGCAAAACAGGACUAGGAGUGAACUUGCCAACAGACAAAAAAGGUGGCUCGCCUGCUGGGCAAAUUUUAAGCUGUUUUUACAAAUCUUGCAUUUUCCAAGAACACUGUUAUUAAGUGUCUUUGUACAAACCAUGCACUAACAAUAUUUAGUCUAUUAAAGUGUUUUGUCUGCUAAAUAGUUUUGCUCAGCUGUUAAACUAAUUCAAGGAAUUUGAAGUGACUGCAGGAUGUCUGUCUGGCAAAGGAAGAGGUGAUCUUGGCAAUGGAAAGCUUUGGCAAUUAUAUUGUGGAACUGUUGCCUGUUAGGUUGAGUUUGCCUCUGUGCCAAGGGUCAUAUCUGAUCGCCUCCCCUUCAGGUGGUUCUGAGUAUUGUUCUAUAGUUUAACUUGACAAGCUGGAUUGAGUUUGAGUCAGUUAUACUCGAAGCAGUUCGAUGAUUGGGUUGUUGCCUGUUUCAACAGGCAACAACCCAGAAGC